AUGGAUACUAGGAACUGGACAGAAGUGACUGAAUUCCUUCUCCUGGGGCUAUCUAGCCAUCCAGAGAUGCAGCCAAUCAUCUUUGGAGUUAUCCUCUCCAUGUACUUGAUAGCAGUGACAGGUAACACCAUGUUAAUCAUUGUUGCCCGCACAGACCCCAAACUACAGGCACCUAUGUACUUCCUGCUCAGCCAGCUCUCCUUAGUUGACAUCUUAUUGACCACUAUUAUUGUCCCCCAGAUGCUAGUGCACACAAUGACAGGAAUCCAGACCAUCUCCUUCAAGAACUGCAUAACGCAGCUUUUCUUCUUUAUGGCCAUAGGAAGUAUGGAGGGUCACCUGUUGGCUGCCAUGGCAUAUGAUCGCUAUGUGGCCAUCUGUAAACCCCUGCACCAUUCUACCAUUGUCACCCGCAGCCUCUGCCUCCGCAUCACUUCAACUUCAUUUGUGGUGGUCAGCCUCAACAGUCUCCUCUAUAGUGUGCUGGUCUCCCAACUGACUUUCUGUGGAAACGAGGUAACACAUUUUUUCUGUGACAUCACACCAUUGCUCAAGCUCUCCUGUACUCGACCUGUGGUCAAUGAGAUGCUGAUCUUCACCGAAGGUGCAGCCAUUGUUAUAAGCCCCUUUUUCUUCAUCUUGGCCUCCUAUGUCUGCAUUGGGGCUGCCAUAACUCGCCUACACUCAGCUGCUGCCCUGAAAAAGGCCAUGUCCACCUGUAGUUCCCACAUUCUGGUGGUGCUGCUCCUAUAUGGUUCAGUGAUUCACAUGUAUCUCCGACCAUCUUCCAGUUAUGAUCUGGACCAGGACAGACAAGUGGCCAUAUUCUACACUGUGGUUACACCCAUGCUAAACCCAAUGAUCUACAGUUUAAGGAACCAGGAAGUGAAGGAUGCUCUCUGGAGGUUCUGGAAGAAGAUACACCUGUCAGAUUGGCUAAGAUGACAGGAAAAAAUAAUGAUGAAUGUUGGAGGGGAUGCGGGAAAACGGGGACACUGAUGCAUUGUUGGUGGAAUUGUGAACGAAUCCAGCCAUUCUGGAGAGCAAUCUGGAAUUAUGCCCAAAAAGUUAUCAAACUGUGCAUACCCUUUGAUCCAGCAGUGUUUCUAUUGGGCUUAUACCCCAAAGAGAUACUAAAAAAGGGAAAGGGACCGGUAUGUGCCAAAAUGUUUGUAGCAGCCCUGUUUGUAGUGGCUAGAAACUGGAAAAUGAAUGGAUGCCCAUCAAUUGGAGAAUGGCUGGGUAAAUUGUGGUAUAUGAAUGUUAUGGAAUAUUAUUGUUCUGUAAGAAAUGACCAACAGGAUGAAUACAGAGAGGCUUGGAGAGACCUACAUGGACUGAUGCUAAGUGAGAUGAGCAGAACCAGGAGAUCAUUAUACACUUCGACAACGAUAUUGUAUGAGGAUGUAUUCUGAUGGAAGUGGAUUUCUCUGACAAAGAGACUUAACUGAGUUUCAUUGGAGAAAUGAUGGACAGAAACAGCUACACCCAAAGAAGGAACACUGGGAAAUGAAUGUGAACUAUUUGCAUUUUUGAUUUUCUUCCCGAGUUAUUUUUACCUUCUGAAUCCAAUUCUCCCUGUGCAACAAGAGAACUGUUCGGUUCUGCAAAUAUGUAUUGUAUCUAGGAUAUACUGCAACAUG
Antechinus flavipes (yellow-footed antechinus) is the source of this 1643-nucleotide messenger RNA. RefSeq names its product olfactory receptor 1361-like. The coding region runs from base 1 to 945 and encodes 314 amino acids. Gene Ontology annotation, biological process: G protein-coupled receptor signaling pathway. Gene Ontology annotation, molecular function: G protein-coupled receptor activity; olfactory receptor activity. Lineage: Eukaryota; Metazoa; Chordata; Mammalia; Dasyuromorphia; Dasyuridae. The record is from RefSeq and is a predicted model, not a curated record. Gene Ontology annotation, cellular component: membrane. The transcript has 2 exons.